Molecule: messenger RNA, 1455 nt
Organism: Histoplasma mississippiense
Lineage: Eukaryota; Fungi; Ascomycota; Eurotiomycetes; Onygenales; Ajellomycetaceae
Product: ATP-dependent RNA helicase SUB2
Exons: 6
Coding region: 1-1455 (484 amino acids)
Biological process (GO): mRNA export from nucleus; mRNA splicing, via spliceosome
Molecular function (GO): RNA helicase activity; RNA binding; ATP binding
Source: RefSeq, a predicted model, not a curated record
AUGUCUCACGAGGAAGAUCUCAUCGAUUACUCGGAUGAGGAGCUUCAGGCAACUGAUGCUGCCGCUGGCACUGCUGCCGCUGGAGCUAACGGCGCUGCUCCUAAAAAAGAAGGCGACUUGACAGUCUCUGGCGCGCGUGCGGAUAAAAAAGGCAGCUAUGUUGGUAUUCACUCGACUGGUUUCCGCGAUUUCCUCCUGAAGGGGGAGCUUUUGCGUGCGAUCACCGAUUGCGGUUUCGAGCAUCCAUCGGAGGGGUUUUUCAUGUCAGUCAGCGCACUCGGGACUGCUGCUCGUCGCAAGCGGGGCUAUUCAAUCAACGGUUGGCAAUAUUCUGCCGCGUGGCAUAACUAUCUGUCAAUCUCGGUCAUUUUCGGUAAAGGAAAUCAAGUUUGCAUCCCGACUGCCAUUCUGAAUGUCGAUGUCCUCUGCCAGGCCAAAUCCGGUCUUGGAAAAACCGCUGUCUUUGUCCUGACGACUCUCCACCAGCUGGAGCCAGUUCCUGGCGAAUGCUCGAUACUUGUUAUGUGCCACACCAGAGAGCUGGCAUAUCAGAUCAAGAACGAAUAUGCCCGAUUUAGCAAAUAUCUUCCAGAUGUUAAGACUGCCGUUUUCUAUGGUGGAACUCCAAUGCAAAAAGAUAUCGAGCUGCUGUCGUCGAAAGACACAUAUCCUAGCAUCGUUGUUGGCACCCCUGGUCGAUUGAAUGCUCUCGUUCGCGAUAAGAAACUGUCUCUCCGAAACAUCAAAGCGUUUGUUCUCGACGAGUGUGAUAAGAUGUUGGAUCAGAUCGAUAUGCGACGCGACGUCCAGGAGAUCUUCCGUGCGACUCCCGCCGACAAACAAGUCAUGAUGUUCAGCGCCACUCUCUCCCAGGAAGUCCGGCCGAUCUGCAAGAAGUUCAUGCGCAAUCCCUUGGAAGUGUAUGUUGAUGAUGACACGAAGCUGACUCUUCACGGCCUCCUCCAAUACUACAUUAAGCUUGGCGAAUCGGAGAAAAAUCGAAAGUUGAAUGAACUGUUAGACAGCCUAGAAUUUAACCAAGUUAUCAUCUUCGUUAAGAGCACUCAGCGUGCUAGCGAGUUAGACAAGCUCCUCCGUGAAUGCAACUUUCCCAGUAUCGCAGUCCACUCCGGAGUUUCGCAGGAAGAGCGUAUCAAACGAUACAAGGAAUUCAAGGAAUUCAACAAGCGAAUUUGCGUAGCAACCGACGUUUUUGGCCGCGGCAUUGAUAUUGAACGAAUCAACCUAGCCAUCAACUAUGACUUGCCUGCGGACGCUGAUUCCUACCUUCACCGUGUCGGUCGGGCGGGUCGCUUCGGUACCAAGGGUCUCGCGAUCUCUUUUGUCAGCAGCGAACAAGACCAAGAGGUUCUCAAGGACAUCGAGAAGCGAUUCGAAGUUGCUCUUCCUGAAUACCCCCAGGGAGGUGUCGACUCCAGCGCCUACAUGGCAUAA